Messenger RNA from Actinia tenebrosa (Australian red waratah sea anemone), 3919 nucleotides. RefSeq lists its product as uncharacterized. Lineage: Eukaryota; Metazoa; Cnidaria; Anthozoa; Actiniaria; Actiniidae. Gene Ontology annotation, cellular component: plasma membrane. Gene Ontology annotation, molecular function: G protein-coupled peptide receptor activity; protein binding. Gene Ontology annotation, biological process: activation of adenylate cyclase activity; adenylate cyclase-activating G protein-coupled receptor signaling pathway; hormone-mediated signaling pathway. The record is from RefSeq and is a predicted model, not a curated record.
UGAACUUCUGACCGAUACAAUAAUUUAAUUCCGUGCCAAAAACUAAAAGUAACUGCAAAAAGCGUUGGGAAAAUCAUCGCAGGGAAGCUGAAAUUUGGAAAGUAAACGAGCAAAAAAAUGAUCAUGCCACCUCAGAUGAUGACCAUUUUCCUAUCUGUCUACGUAUCCGUGGUUUUCUCUCAGGCCUCUGUAAUGACGCAGAUCUUGCCUUCACAAAAGGCCACAGAAACUACAAACUCCCUUACGACUAAAGCAACUACAAAUAUCUCCAUGUCCGUAAAACCAACGUCUGUCUUCGUUAGUCCUUCCUUUGUGAGAUCUCUACAUAUACAAAGCUCGAGAUCAACUCCUUUUCUCCUAAAUCUCAGCAAUAUGAAACAUACAAGCUUCAAAACGAUGUUUUUGAAAACCGCUUCGAUGAGGACUACGCCAACGUCUUUUCCAGCUGAAAGUAUGAAAUUCCAAAUAUCGAGCUUUCCGGAUCCCCCCUCUAGUUUUAACAACGGUGAAAAGAUAUCCGAUCCGCAAACAAGUCCAAGUAGAGUCAACAGUUCUGAUUUGAUCAGGGAUUGUCCGAAAGGAUGUUUCUGUAAACAUUGCGAAGAAGGAGAGGUCGAAGAAGACAUGAUUGAACUGAAAUGCAGAACGAACAAUCUCAAAAAGUUGCUGAAGAAGUUUGAUAUUCCAAAGCAAAGGAUUUGUUCAUUAAACUUGGCUCAAAAUGAUAUUACAGAACUAUGGAAAAAUGUGUUUCGUGGAUUUGACAAACUUCGUAUACUUAUUUUAGAUGACAACAAGCUACAAGUUCUCCGUAAACAAAUCUUUUUUGGUUUACCGUCCUUGCAGUACCUGAGCAUAAGACACAACGACCUACGUACAUGGAAAGGAAACCUCGAUCUUCCAAGAAUCAAAGUCUUGAACCUCGAGGGUAACAAGAACUUCUCUUUUUCGACUUCGCUGUUAAAAAACACCACACUCGCCUUGAUUUUUGGUUUAUCUUUUUCCAACUCGUGUAAAAGCUGCAAUAUGUCAAGAGAAAACGCAAGUUGGAGUCUCAUUCAUCCUGAAAACGGGUGCAACUAUAUACCCCAGCAAUAUUAUCCAAUGGCUGAAGAGCUUCUAUCGACGUUUAUCCUCUUCAAGGGAAAAUGUGAGAUGGACAAAGAGUGUAAGAUUUCUUUAACAGAUACAAAACCCUUGAGAAAUGUUUAUAGGAACAAAUGCUGGGAGGUUAUUAGAAUGUUACGACCUGUGGUCCUCUUACUAGGAAUCCUUGCAAUAGUAUUCAACACUGUUGUUGUCAUGGUAAUCGUUGCUACCAAACCACUUCGCUCUUCGACGACGUUACUGCUAAUCUCGCACAUGGCAUUUUGCGAUAUUUUGAUUGGUGCUUAUGCGGUUGCCAUUGGAGACGGACACAGCGUGGUCACUGAAAGUUCCUAUGAAUUCCGACAAUGGCGCCAUAAUUUAUGUCCUUAUUUUAGAAGUAUUUUUGUCUUUGGACAAGUCAUGGAAGUCGCUACGUCGUUGCUAGUGACAACAGAGCGAUACUUUGCCAUCGUCUUUUGCAUGAACCCUUCGAUUCGCGUCAAUAAAAAAAAAUCCGCUAUUUUUCUUCUACUUUUCUGGAUUCUUGCUUCGAUUUUUAGCUAUCUACUACAUGUGUAUGACGGUUCUACCAUAACUGACAACUUCAUGUGUAUUAUCGUACGUAAUGUGAAGAACUACGAAAAUACAGAUAUGUUCUACAGUCAAGGAAUGAUGCUAAUGCUGGUGGCCAUAUAUCUGGUCACCAUGCUACAGUACUGUCAUAUAUAUAUUUAUGUCCGUCGAUCCACUAUAAACGCUGGAGUUCGAAGGGAAACCAAACUAGCCUCGCGAAUCUGCCUUAUGGUAUUCACAAGCUUCGUAUUUUUUGCUUUCCCGAACAUUAGCAUGUUUGUUUUAACCGUUGGAAGUGCUAAAUUCCCUUUAACUCCUGUCCAGGAUACGGUUCUAAGCAAAUGGCUACCUCCUAUGUUCCUUGUAUUCAACACAUGCUUGAACCCAAUAUUAUUUGCUUAUAGGAACGAAAAGUUUGUACGUUCAGUCAAAAACAGCAUCAAAAAUCUAAGGAGGGUUCGGCUCACGAGUUUCCAUGUGGGAUCUCGAGUAACGGGUCAAUCUAGAAAUCAAGCCGUUGCUGAUGAAAAUAGCCGCGUUCAUUCAAACUCUAUGAUAAUAUUGUCAGUGUUUGAAGGAAGUCCACGGCAUACUCCACAACGUCCCCGAAGAGAUAAAACUAGCGGAAAAGAUUUUGAUGUUAAGCAAGCGGGUCUUCUUUUCAAGAAGAAGCGUCAAAGACUGCAAAACAAACGCCUUUUCAAGUUUAUUCAAUACUAAGUUGGCAAGUCAAGACUUUCAGAAGCAUGGACUCUUCUCCUAUUGUUAAGACUUGGAUUGUUAAACGUCGGCUCACCUCCUUUGCCAAUCCACUUCAUCUUCGAAAUCUUUCGCACUCUGCGCUAAUGUUCAAAACGAAAAACGACCAGGAGUUUGUACUAAUGAGUUUAUGAACAACGGUAAAGUGCAUCUGUACAAGGCAGAGUAUGGCAUGACGGGGGAGAAAGUCCCAAAUGUAACAGAUUUGAUUCUCAUGCGCGAUGAGAUGGGAAUGGAAUGGACUUGGAUCAUGCAACGUGAAGGUCAACUGGUGCCAAAGAAAAAACAAGUCACUUCUGCAGAAGCCAGGAAGCAAAUACAAAGGAUUCGUGGCCGAGACUACGACCCGGUCCUUGAAAACCCCCAUUAUGCGCAGGAGAAAAUGAGAGAGUACUUCGAAGUGGAAGGAAAACACAAUUACCUUGAGGAAGGUUACGACAGAGCACCUGAUGAAGAAGACUAGAAAUUUAUUUCUUGUUAGAACUGUACUUACUAAUUGUCUUCUCUUAAACUAAUCCAAACUUGACCCCUUUUUCUUACUAGAUAAUUAUGCUUCGGAAAUAACAUAAAAACAGAAGCCAGACUGAGAAAAGUUACAGCCAGUCUCUUUCCAUUUAUUAUACUCGGUUCGUCUUCGCCGCGCGCAUCGACAAAUUAAAAGUGCGGGUCCAUGUCUGGACUACUCUUUGCUACUGACAAUAUAUUUUGAUGAUCGAUGAAAAUGGCUUAAAGUGUGCAUAUUUAGAUUGUAUGGCAAUUUCUGGCGCAUUUCAACUUCGUUAUCUCUAGUAUAAACGAAAUAAGUGAAAGGUCUUGAAUCCCCAAGAUCAUAACAAGAUUGCAAGAGCCCAUGAUAUUUCUACUACUUUGCCAUUCAAUGUCCAUGUUGGCAACAUCAAGAAACCUAAAUGCAUAUUCAGUUGCCUUUUUUAAAAAUUGGACGACUAAAACAAUUGCGCAUAAGAUGCAAGAUUUCAUCUGCUUUGAAAGAUGCAAGUACGUGAUAUGAAUUCCUCUUCCAUGUGCUCCAGGUAAAUUAGACACACGGUUCGAGAACAGAGGCCAAUAUACAUGGUAUAAAUAAUUCAUCUCCGAUCCGUAGAAGUUCUUGCAAACUCUACGUAUGCCUCGUAACGCCUUCUCUAAUGAUACAACAAGAUCAAUAAUAGAUCUAUAACUUAGUGAGUGAUUAUGAGACUUGGCUAGUGCUCGUUCGGACUAAUAAUGAAUCGAAAGAGACGGCUUGACUCCUGGCUUACGUUGAACGGCGCCAACAAACCGCGUCAAUUGUAAGUUAAACACUUCCUUUAUGGUAGACAGGAUUCUUCGCAUUACUGUGAUUUUGAUGGUGUGGUAUUAUAUAGACACGCACCCACGUACUGAAAGGAGAAUCCUUAAGAACAGAUCAGUAGGAUUUGUGUUUUCCAAAGUUAUGAAAAAUCCGAAGCAUGAUCAACGGUAGAAAGUAAUUAUUGAAAUAAACGGUCAAUUCUUCGUU